AUCGUACACAAACAAACCACAUGACCUUACCACACAAAUGCCCUGUGACACAUGUCGAUUAGUUAGCGUCCCAAAACUCUCUUUUGUAUUCUUUCUCUUUUUUGCCACGCAGGCUUACUCAUGAGUAAGUUGACACAGACGCCUCCCCUCAUCAGUCUGAAUCCAGGACCAAUCGGACCAUUACAAGUCCGUGUUCAUGAGCCAUUCCGUCAACGUCAAGGGUUGAAAAAAACGCGUGCUGUGUUAAAUGUGCUCGAUCUUUUUGGUCGACUGGAACUGAUUUUGAAAAAGCAACAACAUAUGCAGCGAUUUCAACCGCCCACAGAACAAGCUCAGAGUUUAGAAAAGCUCGAUGCAGAACCACAAGAAAACGACUACAUACAAGAAAUGAAAUUGGCAGCAUUGUAUCCACUUGCUACACAGCACUUGAAAUGCACGACACCUACAGAAAGAGCCCAGCGGUCUAUCGUCGGUGCUGAUAUUUAUUCACAUUACCAUCAAAUGGCAUUGUAUGAUCAACUGUAUGCCAUUGCCGCUCGAUUGUAUCGCAGCCUGAACCUCCCUGACCAUCACUAUAUACCCUACCAACUGGCGGUUGCAUUUCAAUGCAUCACGCAGUUGGGCAUGUACUAUACCGAAUUUCGCGAACGUAUCCAACGCCGCUUCGAAGAGAUAAAAUCAACACUAUCGAAAGAAACUCCUACCCUUAACGAAGAACAAGUCCUCUGGUUGAAAAAGCUUACAAAGGAUCUGAUGGUCCAAGUGCUCUAUGGUAAAAACAAUACUGAUCCCACCAAAUCCAAUCGCCACACCUUGUUGACGGAAGCCAUGGUCCAAACUCAAAAAAUCAGUCAAAGGGCGGCAGCAAGUCCUGUUGUAUAAAAGGAAAAAAGAAAUGCGGCACCAAGGAUCAGGAGGGUGAUAACAAUGAGGAUAUAUGAUA
This is a messenger RNA of Zychaea mexicana, 943 nucleotides long. RefSeq lists its product as uncharacterized. The coding region runs from base 121 to 882 and encodes 253 amino acids. The record is from RefSeq and is a predicted model, not a curated record. The transcript has 5 exons. NCBI's taxonomy places the organism in Eukaryota, Fungi, Mucoromycota, Mucoromycetes, Mucorales, Lichtheimiaceae.